Messenger RNA from Polyodon spathula (Mississippi paddlefish), 1379 nucleotides. Its product is annotated as 39S ribosomal protein L19, mitochondrial-like. The record is from RefSeq and is a predicted model, not a curated record. Gene Ontology annotation, molecular function: structural constituent of ribosome. The transcript is spliced from 6 exons. Gene Ontology annotation, biological process: translation. Bases 52 to 915 code for a protein of 287 amino acids. Gene Ontology annotation, cellular component: ribosome; mitochondrial large ribosomal subunit. NCBI's taxonomy places the organism in Eukaryota, Metazoa, Chordata, Actinopteri, Acipenseriformes, Polyodontidae.
CCACCAAAGCUGCUCACGUGUUGUGUGAGAAGGUCACAGUGAGGUACAGACAUGGCAGCUUCCAGGAGAGCAGGCUUGUCUGGUUGGUCAUUUAUAAUCUUUAGUAAGACAGCGCACAGUAACCUCCAGCAACGCUUGCUGUCAACAUCAACUAGACUUCACAGUUCGGACAGCGGACAUGGACAGCCACCGAAAUUCAUGCCUCCACCGAAACCCGUUAUUGUGGACAAGACACAAGCAGAGGCAACUCAGAGAAGGUUCCUAAGUCCUGAGUUCAUUCCACCCAGACAGAGAACAAACCCAAUCAAAUUCGUUAUUGAGAGAAAGGAUAUGAUUCAGAGGCGAAAAGUUCUGAAUAUUCCUGAGUUUUAUGCCGGAAGCAUUCUUGCUGUAAACGUGGCAGACCCCUAUGCCAAAGGAAAAACAAACCGUUUUGUGGGUAUAUGUACCCAGAGAUCCGGCAAAGGACUUGGAGCUACUUUUGUCCUGAGGAACAUUAUUGAUGGGCAAGGGGUUGAGAUUUGUUAUGAACUCUACAACCCUCAAAUCCACCAGAUUGAGGUGCUGAAGUUAGAGAAGAGAUUGGACGAUAACCUGAUGUAUCUUCGUGAUGCUUUACCAGAGUAUUGCACUAUUGACUUUAACAUGAAGCCAGUGCCUCAUCCUGCAAAUGGAGAGGUUCCUGUCAACCAACUGAAAGUGAAAAUGAAACCUAAGCCCUGGUCGAAGCGUUGGGAACGUCCGAAGUUUAAGAUCCAAGGAAUUCGUUUUGAGCUAACACUGUCAGAAGAAAAAAUGGAAGAAGCCAAGAAAUGGGAUCAACCCUGGCUGGAGUUUGACAUGUUAAAGGAGUAUGAUACAUCAAAGAUAGAGAAACAAACCUGGGAGGAAGUGCAAAGAGAAAUGAGUAAAUGAACUUUAAUGAUGGACCAUUAAUCUGUGCCAUCCGUAGGGCUUAAAUAGUUCAGGUGGUUGUGGUCUGCUCUUUAAAUUUGUUCUUUUUGUAUUGUAGAAUGUUUUUUUUCUUUUUUUACCUGUGUAUCAGCUAUUAAUCUUAGUGUGACCAAAAAAAUAAAUAAAUAAAUACACCACACAAGUGCAAGAGACAAGGGGUCAUCUAAUGGAAUCUGUCCUAGAACCUAGUUCACUGCAUGCACUCUCUUUUGUAUGCAAAAUUUCACACAAGAACCAUAUUAAGACUAUAAUUGUCAGCCUAAACAUUAAACAAAAUUCUAUUCACAUGCACAUCAACAUAAUGCAGGCUGUUGGGUAUAUAAUAUGUUGUCGAUCAAGGUCAGGGGAUCCUAAAAGUUAACAAGGAAAAUGACCUUUACAAACUUGAGUUUGUAAUGCUCAUGUAUUAUAAUAAUAAAGCAGUA